This is a messenger RNA of Cryptomeria japonica (Japanese cedar), 2752 nucleotides long. RefSeq lists its product as uncharacterized. The record is from RefSeq and is a predicted model, not a curated record. NCBI's taxonomy places the organism in Eukaryota, Viridiplantae, Streptophyta, Pinopsida, Cupressales, Cupressaceae. Bases 211 to 2289 code for a protein of 692 amino acids. The transcript is spliced from 8 exons. Gene Ontology annotation, molecular function: phosphorelay sensor kinase activity; histidine phosphotransfer kinase activity. Gene Ontology annotation, biological process: phosphorelay signal transduction system; protein autophosphorylation.
AAAGUUUGGUCGUGUGGUUGAGGAUUGGACUGUCUUGAACUGCACGUACUUUUUCCUCAAUAUUUUUUUGAAGAAAAAAAGAUUAUGCUGGAUUUUUAUGGAUUUCAUCAUAUUCUUCGUUCAAUGAUGAUUAUUGUAGGAUUUGGCCACAUAUUCCACGUUAAGUUAAUCCUUUUCAUUGCUAAAAACAAGGUUUAGGACUAGGCUUUAAUGGUACUACUAGUGGAUUUUAUGCGUGAUUGGGAUUCAGACAGCUUUAUGGAAGCUCUCAUGUUAAAAAAUGCAGCAGCCGCUACAGCCAAGAGUAUUCUUACAAUAGAAGGGGAAGGAGGAGGAAAACAAGAAGACCACCAUAAUCACAAUCCCAGUUCUGUUUAUAUGGUGGAGGGUAGAAGUGGGUUGGGAUUGAGCUGUAGUAGAACAAGUCAAAUUUGUGAGGAUUGGGAAUCUGGAGUUUCUGGAGUGGAAUGUGAUAUUGAAAUGGUUGGAUUGAAGAAUGAUUCCAAUGUAUUGGAUUUUGAUGAUGAUGGCGAUUGUGAUGGUGGCAAUGGUGGUAUGUGGGAGUCACUGAUCGAGCAGGACCUGGUAGCCCAAGCUUGCAGGUACUGUCUUGGGUUGUGUUUGUUUGGGCUUUUGGCUAUGAUUACUGUCCAGUACUUGUUUCUGGGUGCUCUGGAGAAGGAAAAGGAGGAUACAGGGUUGUGUGUGGACAGAGCAGGGGUCAAUUGGGUUGUGUGGGUGGCGGGAUUUGGGGGUGUGGGUGUUGUGGCGGGUGGGGUGUUUUGGAGAAACAGGAGGACAUGCUUUUCUUGUCAUGAUAUGGAGCUCAGCAGAAGCAGGGCAGAUGAUGCAGACAAGAGGGCUCAGAAGGCUCAGAGGUCCAAACAAGAGUUCAUGGCCUAUGUGUUUCAUAACAUAAGAGUGCCCUUUAAUGCCAUAGUACUUGGCCUAGGAUAUCUGAGCGCUACUGAAGAUGGGGAAUCCUCUUCUGUUGAUGUAAAGGAAAAGAUGGAUCUUGUCAAGUUGAUGCUUGAUUGUGCCGAGACAAUGACAAAUGUACUUAAUGAUGUUGCAGAUUUAGGCCAAGAUGAAGGUAGGGCAAUGGAACUUCAUCUGGAAGAGUUUUACUUAUUGACAGUUUUGGAAUUUUUGGUUUGGGGUUUGAAAGAUCUUAUAUCCCACAAGAAGAUUUGUUUCAAGAUGGAUAUUGAACCUAUGGUUAAGAGCCUUCUUACGACAUACUGUGUAGUUGGGGAUAAAAACAGGGUUGUGCAGACCUUAGGAUUUUUCCUUAGCAAUGCUGUCAAAUUCACUCCAGCUGGGGGCAGGCUAGAGCUCAAAGUAAGGUGUGAAGAGGUUGUGGAGGGUGCAUCGAUUAACUUGUGGCAGCAGACAUGUUUACAAUCGGUAGCAUCUUCACUAAGGGUGCAACAUUCUGCAAUGCCACCUCAGGAUGACGUAGGUGUGAAAUAUAAGGUUGCUAAUGUUCUCCUUUCUGUCAAGGACUUUGUUACAGGAAUGUCUUCUCAGGAUCAGUCAAAGUUGUUUGAGCCACACUCAUUGGCAACUAGCUGUGUUACAAAUUGUGGACUUUCUGGAUCAGGAUUCAGCAUGGCAAAACGAUUUGCUGAGCAAGUGGGUGGCUUUAUUGGAUUGAAAUCCAUAAAUAGCAAGGAUAAGUCUUUCUGCUUGUCAAUACCCUAUAUUCUGGUACCAGUUGAUAGACAUGCAAGACCAGAUACAGAAGCAAAGGAUGCUCAUAAAUCUGAUGCAACUGGUUGCAGGCCAGUGCGCAUCAUUCAGGAUGGUCUUAACAAUUCAUCUCAGACUGAGUCUAGAACUCAAAGAAGUAAAAAUAUCAAGUUAAAAAAUUCCUUAUCAACCCAGGACUGUGGCUCCCAGAGACGAGUUUUGCUUGUAGAGGACACAGAAAUCAACCGAAUAAUUUUGCGCAAAGUUCUCCAGAAUCUUAAUCUUCAAUGCGAAGAAGCUGAAAAUGGAAAAAUAGCAGUGGACUAUUUCAAGCAAGGGAGAACUUAUGAUCUUAUAUUGAUGGACAAAGAAAUGCCAGUCAUGGAUGGACAUGAGGCAACAAGACAACUAAGAACAAUGGGAGUUAAGACACCCAUUAUUGCAUUGACUGGAAAUGCUCUGCAAUCUGAUAAAGACCUUUUCUUUGAAGCUGGUGUGGAUGACUUUCAAACUAAGCCUCUCUCCAGAGACAAACUUGUGCAGUUGCUAGCUCGAUUUGGGGUUGAGAGUUCAUGUACGGAGAAUAGAAGGCGCUGAGAAAGGAGAAGCUACACUGCUUCAUUGUAUAAUAACAAGGAUGUUGCUACUUUACAGAUAACCAAAAGCAAACAGAGCCAGUGGCAAGGGAAUCAGAGUUUCAGCUUUUUAGUGGAGCAAUUUCUCCGUUUUGCUGAAUUUUUUUCCGAACUUUUGAGACUUAUUUUUUGCAAUGUAUAGCAUUGGCCUGAUAAUGUAAUUACAUUAUUGUAUACAUAUUGGAUGGAAUGCUUAAACAUGUCUCUUAGAAAAGUUAAAAAAGAUGUUGUGGGGAAUGCCUUUGUGCCAAUACACUUAUUGUUUUCCCCCUUGCGUCUGGCAUGCACAAUUUUGCAUUCCCUACAACACAGUAUAACUAUUAUAAAUCUUGUAUACCACAGAACAAGCUUACCAUCUCAAAUAUAUUUAUGGAUCUUCUUGAUCAUGACUAAGAAAUAGCACCACAAAUUUCACUUUUUGACAA